GGCCAGGCUGGCGGGAGCUGGGGCGGGAGCGGCCGCGAGCCGAGCGGGAGGCGAGCCGGCGGGCGCGGGACCUGCUCGGCAGGAGGAACUGAGGCUGGGGUGGGCGGCGGUUCGAGUUGGGGCUGGGGUAACUAAUUCUCUGGUUUUCAUUUCUGGAAAAGUGGUUGGAUACAGCAGAAGAGGCAAAAAGGAUAAUAUAACGAUACCUUAUUUGAUGUAGGGAGAUGCAUAGGACCCAAGUACACGUGCGCACUCGAGAGCGUGGAAAAUGCUUUGGGGGGGAAAAGUCGGGCGAAGCUUUGUGGGAAGAGGUUGGGAGCUCGAGGGUUUAUGUGGCGCGUCGUAUAUUUCUGAGACAGUUACGUUAUGCGGAACCAAAGUAUAAUUAUGUGGUUGAGAAAAGAUGGGCAUUUGGGAAGUUUGGGUGUCCCCUGGCUGCCACGUGGUAGGAAACAGACUCAGCCAGCAGAUUUGAGGCACACAAGCAGCGUCUAAGUCAGAUGCUGUCCUUGAGCCACAUUUGCUAGAAAUUACGAUAAAACGUGCAAACAUUUCUUUUUCUCACUAAAGAGUUGCACUAUAGAGGUUUUUGUUGUUUCUAAAUCAGAAUGACCGAAAUUUAGACGCUAGCUGUGGUGAUAGGCUCUUUAAUCCCAGUACUCCAGGCAGAGGAAGAAACAGAGGCAGAGGCAGAGGCAGAGGCAGAGGCAGAGGCAGAGGCAGAGGCAGAGGCAGGCUGAUUGGUACCUUUGGGUUUGAGACUGGUACACAUAUGAGGGUUCCAGGCCAGUCAAACACUGGCAAAAGCUACUACCAUCGCCACCACCCUAGUUUCAAAUUUGUGAAAACAAAAGUGGUACAAAAAUUCCAUUAUAUACCUCCCCCAAUUUCCCUAGAUGUCAAUAAUUUAUAGUCGUAGUAGGACGAUCAUAACCACAUUGGUGUUACCUCUACUGCAGUAUUUAUUAUUAGAUGUUAGAUUUCUACGUUUAAUAUUCCCCCCUCUGGUGUAGGAGUCCACCUAGAACCUCACAGCUCACACCGUAGUGUAGUUUUCUCUUAAUGCAUGACAACUGUUUUUUACUGGCUCUGUAGACUUGCAGUGUGCUCUAUCAUGAAAUUUAGACUCUGCCUUUUAGGUAGGAAUACUUCAGAAUUGAAGUUACGCCACAGCAGAUAAUGCCGCACCAGUAGAUCUUCUGGAAGUGAUUUUAGACUAUGUGACUUAAGUGUUGUCUGUCAGAUUUUUUGAGUGAAAUUGUGGGGUUUUCUUUUUUUUGGAUUUAGUUAUUGAGGGCACGUAAUCCUCCUUAUAUGCACGAUAAGCCAAGCACUCUGGAUCCCUGAGUGUAGCAGCCAUUACUGAGACACUUACUAAAUGGUGAACUAUUCCCAUUUUUCUCUUGUAAAUUUUAGUCUGAAUAUUCAGUUGUACAUCAUUAUUGUUUUGCAGUGUGGUACUGGGGAUUGAACCUAGGGUCUCCUGCAUGCUGGGCUAACCUUCUAUUAGACUAUAAUUUCCAGCCCCCAAAUGCACAAUACCAUUUUAAAGAAAGGUACUUGGCUAAUAUUUCCCUGCUUCACACAAGAAGGAAAGGUGCACUUGGGAGCUGUGUAUCUGGGACUGAGUGUCUAAAAUUUGAAAAUAUGUGGUAGCUUGAGCAAAUAAUCCAGCGAGUCCUGAUAGGACCCUACAUUCUAAAAGUCCCAAUUACUAGGACCUAUGGGCUCCUUGUCUUUAAAACUACUUCCUUUUUCCUACAAAAUGGGUAAAUGUUAUAUAUAUAUAUAUGUGUGUGUGUGUACAUAUAUAUACACAUAUAUACAUAUACACACAUAUAUACACACACAUAUAUACAUAUACAUACAUAUCGUACAUACCUACACAUGUAUGUAUAUGCAUAUAUACACACAUACAUACACAAUAGAACAGAUAAUUGUUUGGGUUGAGAUUUUCAAACCAGUCAUUUAACAGCAUACCUGAUUCAUGCAAACAUAAUUCACUUUGAGUCUUCAUGUUUGCAGAAGGGAUUUCCUGGGACUUGGAAUGAGUACGCAUUUGAACACACUGCAAAAAACCUAGCAUUCUUGUGGGUAGGAAAGAUAUUCUAAUACAAGCAUUUCACAUUUCGGUAAAUCUUAUUUGAAGGUGGGGUUACCAGCACACGUUCUCAACCUUUGUCAUCGAAGACUGGGAGCUGGGUUGCUGCGAGGCUGGUAUUGUUUCAAAAGCAUUAGAGUGGAUUUUCAGACUUAUUAGGGUUUAAGUGGGUUGUUUGUUUAAAUUAUUGACUGGUUUGAAUCUUCUACCCCCAACAUACACAAAGCAACUCAUUAGAGUUAAAAUGCAAUCUGCUGUCACUUUGGGAUGAGGAGGUGGGAGCAGAGAAGCGGGCUGCUGGACCUUGUAGGUUUCUCAGACAGCUUAGCCUCCUGCCAUAUGGCACAGCUUGCUUUGGCAGCUCAGAUGGGCAGGCAAGGCUGCGCGGCCCAUCUGGCUCCCCGUCAGUCGUCUCUAGGCCCCUCCAGACCCACAAGCAGUUUCAUCAUCGAUUCAGUCCGGGCCCUAGUCAGCUGUCUUACUGGCUUUUUACUCAUUACGAGUUCCUUGGCUCUUUCCUCUCUCACAAACCUACUGUUUAGGAAGUAGCUCCCGAGAUCCAGCAAGAGAACUUGGCCAGUUCCCAAAGUGGACAGUGCAGAUAAUUUAUUAAAUGGAAAUGUCAAUGCUUCCCCUUCUCGGCAGCCUAGACAUCCCUCUACGUUUUUUUCUUUUCUUUUUUUCUUUUUUUUUUUUUUUUGAGUUUGAGUUUGAGUUUGAGUUUGAGGAUAGAGGAGUUAAUGGGCUCAUUGGGAAACACGUUUAGGUUCAGGCAUUUCCACAAGCGGUUAUUACUAAGCUGUAAACAAACAGAAGGGUGAGAAUUACUGUACACGAUCAAAUUUGUUGGCCAGAGUGGGGUUGAAGAAAGGGAGAGGGGAACGAAAAAAGGGAUUAGAGUCCGUUAGGACGAAACGAUUUUGCUUUUGAAAACAACAGUGAACUCCAAAACCCCGCUUCUCUGCCCGCCGACUCCGCACCGCCUGCGGCGGUGACCGCGCUGCGCAGGCAAGGGGCUCGGACCCGCCACUGCUCGCGGCAAAGCUUGGCGCUGCGGCGCGCGCCGCUUGGGAGGGCGGGACCCGAGAGAGCACCCCCGACACCCCGCGCCGGGGAAGCCUUUCUAUACGUCAUCAAGGCGCUGGCCUUUGGCGGGGCGGACUGAAGGAGGUUCCCGCUUUGAUUGCCGCCCCGCGGGCUUUUUAAAGGGUUCCCUGGGGAAUACAAUCCGGGAGCUGUGGGAGGAGGAGCAAGGGUCUCGGGAUAGGAGAAGUUUGAUGGGUUUAGAGGGACGAGACUCUAGCGGUUAGGGAAGUCGUGCUUAGCCCCUGAGGGAAGAGGCCAGACGCCCGGGAACCGCGCACUCGCUAGGAGAUGGAGUGGAAACUGCAGCGCACCGCCCGGAGGAGAAUCCGGACCGAAAAAGAGAUGUUGUGGGAGAAUAUCAUGCGGGUGCUCGCCAAUGGCAUGAAGCAGCAGCGAAGUCAAGGUUUCCCCAAGGAGUUUGACUCAGUUGCCACAACAUACUCCAACUUCAAGAACAACUUCGUGAAGAGGCUGUCUGCGGAGAUUCCUGUGGCCAGCAGCCCCAUCACCACCAGAUGGCAGCCCAGCCCAGCCAGGGACCUGGAAAGCUCUUCCUCUGUGGAAGAGGGCCCUCUGUCCCACAGCCCUGAAUCUCUGGGAUCUGGGCUGAAGACAACACCAGCAGCAGACACUCUAACUCUACGUGGAUCCCACAGCACAGAUUCACUGAAAACCCCAGCUAAAGGAAAUUUUGAAGUGAAUAACUCCACUCUCCAUUUUUGCAAGCCACCUCUUGCAGGGGUCAGAGGCUGGAAGGAAAAUGUUGCCACCAAAGGCCAGAAAUGCCUAAACCAGCUAUUUUCAACCCAGAAGGGAGUUCAGCAAAUCGAUGGGAAAAUGCAUCUCUGUGAGGAGUCCCGAUGUGUCAGGACAGGCUGUAGAAAUGGAGCCAGAGAUGACUUCUAUCUUAGGAGAUACAGCAGUGUCCGCCAUUCCAUAUGCCAACCGGAGGUGAAGAUUCAUCUCACUGGUCUUCGAAAUGAUUACUAUCUCAAUAUCCUGGACUGGAGUUCUCAGAAUCUUGUUGCUCUAGCCCUUGGAUCCUCUGUCUACAUCUGGGAUGGGCACAGCCACAGCUGGAUUGAAAGUAUAGACUUAAGUGUCUUCUGUCAUUAUGUGUCGUCUGUGUCCUGGGUGAGAGAGGGAUCAUGCCUGGCUGUUGGCACCAGCGAGGGAGAAGUGCAGUUAUGGGAUGUAAUCACUAAAAAGCAGCUGAGAAACAUGCUUGGCCAUUUGUCAGUAGUUGGAGCCUUAAGCUGGAACCAUUGCACCCUCAGCAGUGGGUCCAGAUUGGGGCGUGUCCACCACCAUGAUGUUCGAGUGGCCCAGCAUCAUGUUGGAACACUUCACCACAAGGAGGCUGUGUGUGCUCUGAAAUGGUCACCUGAUGGCAGGCUGCUUUCCAGUGGGUGUAAUGAUGGAUUACUGUCAAUAUGGCCCCAUGAUCCAGGUGCCGGUGUGCAGGGCCCGCCACUGAAAGUCAUAUCGCAGUCCACGGCAGUUAAGGCCAUGGAGUGGUGUCCCUGGCAAUUUGAGGUCCUUGCAGUGGGAGGAGGCAUGAAGGAUGGAUGCCUACAUAUUUUGGAUGUAAAUACUGGGAAGAGCAUUCAGACUCCAAGCACACACUCACAGAUUUGUUCCCUCACCUGGCUACCUAAGACAGAGGAAAUUGCAACUGGUCAAGGUGCUCCCAAGAACGAUGUGGCACUGUGGACCUGCCCUAUGCUGUUCAGGUCCGGUGGGUUCUUUGGUCACAAAGACAGAGUGCUGCAUUUGGCCCUGAGUCCAGACCAGACGCACUUAUUUUCUGCUGCCGCAGAUGGGACAGCUUGUAUGUGGAAGUGCCACUAGUCACCCAACCCAGCCAGUCCUAGGGAGAAUAGAACCGCGGGCUUUCCUUCUCCACUAGGUCAUUGCGAAUGGAAGUUGUGAUGUCAGACUCUUCCUUGCCUGAGUCUCUUCAGGCUGGCUUCUCUACACUUAUUCCUAUCUCACAGCCCAGGGAUCUCUAUACCCUUCCUCUUCUCCCUUCCCCCUUCCCUCCCUCCCCCUUCCCCUUCCUCUUCCCCUUCUUUCCCUUCCUUCCCUCUGCUUCCCUCUCCCCCUCCCUCUUCUCUCUCCCUUUCUAAUCUCAGCUAUUCUCCAGAUUAGUAUAUAGUUCAGUCUGGCCCCAACUUCCAAUCCUUCUGUGUUUACCUCCUGAGAGCUAGGUUUAUAGGUGUAAGCCAACAUACUUGACUCCUAAAGGAAAAAAGAAGCCUUCUCCUUUAUUCCUUCCAUAGAACAAAACAAAAGCCUUAAUUGUUGUAGAGCACGGUAGUGUAAUAGCAGAGAAAUUGGGAUUCUCUGGCCAAGUUCGUUAAUUUGCUAGUUAGUUUGCUUCCCAUUUUCUUUUAACUGGGUUUAGUAAUUACUUCUUUAGAAAAAUCUAGAACGUCUAAAGCUGCAAAUCUAUCUUUCUGCCACUGUCUGUCUGUCUCCUUCUCUCUCUGACACACACACACACACAUACAUACAUAUGCACACACACACAAACACACACACACACACAUACACACACUAGACAGUUUCAAGUAUCCCCCAUCAUUCUAUUUUCAGUUUUAACAGUGUUAUGACAAUGUCAUGAUCAAAGUUCAUUUCUAUAAUUAGUAUUGGUAUGGGAGCAAAUGGGCCUAAUUUAAGAAAAAAAUCAACAUAUUCUGAUAUUAAUUUUAGUGGAAAGUUUGGGAUAUUAUUUUUAUAAAGAAAUUAGUAAAAGUCUAGACAAGACAAAAAAUAGAAGCCUUGACUACAAUUGUCUUAAAUUUUGUGCUACAAAACUUCAAGUCUAUAAAUCUUUAGUGGACAGCUUGUUACAUUUUUGGUUCAUGAAUAGAUAACUGUGAGUACCCAUCCAGAUUAAGAUACGAAUGUUUCUGGUAUCCUAAAAGGAUCUCCUGUUCCCAGCGUCAGUAAGUAGUCUCUCUUCUGACUUCUAUCAUGAUGGACUAGUUUUUACUUAGGCCUACCUUCAGAUAUGUAGAAUCACGCAAUAAACAUGCAUGCAAAAACCCA
Messenger RNA from Mastomys coucha (southern multimammate mouse), 6241 nucleotides. It is a transcript of the gene Cdc20b, whose product is annotated as cell division cycle 20B. Gene Ontology annotation, cellular component: anaphase-promoting complex. Gene Ontology annotation, molecular function: ubiquitin ligase activator activity; protein binding; anaphase-promoting complex binding. The record is from RefSeq and is a predicted model, not a curated record. The transcript is spliced from 12 exons. Gene Ontology annotation, biological process: positive regulation of ubiquitin protein ligase activity; positive regulation of anaphase-promoting complex-dependent catabolic process; anaphase-promoting complex-dependent catabolic process. Bases 3476 to 5038 code for a protein of 520 amino acids. NCBI's taxonomy places the organism in Eukaryota, Metazoa, Chordata, Mammalia, Rodentia, Muridae.